AUGAAGUCUUUCGCCGUCGUCGCUUCCUUGGCUGCAAGUGCUGCCCAAGCGCACAGUAUCUUCCAGGAACUAUAUGUUAAUGGCGUAUCUGCUGGACACACGGUCGGCAUUCGUGUCCCCGACUACGACGGCCCUAUCACCGACGUCACUUCUAACGAUGUGAUCUGUAACGGCGGUAUCAACCCAUACCACCAACCCGUGUCGCAAACUAUAAUUCCCGUACCAGCGGGAGCAACAGUCACGGCUGAGUGGCACCACACUCUUUCAGGCGCAACCCCUGGAGACAGCGCCGAUCCCAUUGACGCCAGCCACAAGGGUCCAGUCAUUUCCUACCUGGCAAAAGUGAACAAUGCCACCCAAACCGAUGUCACCGGAUUGAAAUGGUUCAAGAUCUACCAAGAUGGACUUGAUACCUCGACGAAUACUUGGGGUGUCGACCGCCUCAUUGCCAACGCCGGGAAAGUCAGCUUCAAAAUCCCAUCGUGCAUCGAGCCUGGACAAUACUUGCUGCGCCACGAGUUGAUCGCCCUCCAUGCCGCUGGCUCAUACCCAGGAGCCCAGCUCUACAUGGAAUGCGCUCAAAUUCAAAUAACCGGUGGUGGAAACACGGUCCCCUCUCCUACAGUCAGCUUCCCUGGCGCGUACGCUGGUUCAGACCCUGGUAUUUCCAUCAACAUCUACCAAACACUCUCUGGAUAUACUAUCCCAGGACCUUCCGUUUUCACUUGCUAA
This is a messenger RNA of Pleurotus ostreatus (oyster mushroom), 732 nucleotides long. RefSeq lists its product as uncharacterized. Lineage: Eukaryota; Fungi; Basidiomycota; Agaricomycetes; Agaricales; Pleurotaceae. The coding region runs from base 1 to 732 and encodes 243 amino acids. The transcript has 10 exons. The record is from RefSeq and is a predicted model, not a curated record.